This is a messenger RNA of Mucor mucedo, 2080 nucleotides long. RefSeq lists its product as uncharacterized. Lineage: Eukaryota; Fungi; Mucoromycota; Mucoromycetes; Mucorales; Mucoraceae. The record is from RefSeq and is a predicted model, not a curated record. Gene Ontology annotation, cellular component: nucleus; cytosol; mitochondrial outer membrane. The transcript is spliced from 3 exons. Bases 32 to 2014 code for a protein of 660 amino acids. Gene Ontology annotation, molecular function: protein binding.
UCUCUUUCACUUUCUUUUAUAAAAAAAAAAUAUGGAUUCUAAAACGGGAAAAGCAUUUCCUUUCAGCGCUUCCAAAAAAAGUAGCAGCAGUGGCAACAUCUCUGUAAAGACACUUCCAGAGGGUCGAGGCUUAUUAUCGAGAUUAAGCUCGUUCUCCGUAAAAUCAUCGCCCACAACACCUUCAGGCUCACCCCCUCCAUCACCCACAAAACAUUUGAAGGAGCAGCAACUCAAUGAAGAUAUCGCCGCAGUUCACAAGGCAUUGGAUUAUUUCCUGAAUUCAAAUAUCAGUGAAGCAGAGGCGAUCUUGAAACCUCGCUAUGAGGAUUCUAUGUAUUAUUCUUUGGGCUAUUCAUUUAUCCUGUAUUUGAAAUGUGUCAUGACCUUCCAACAUGAUGAUAUCAAUAAUACCUUGAAUGUCUUGAAACACACUAUCGCAUUGGCCGCUCAUGAACGCAAAAAAGAUGGAGGCUGGUUGGAUAACAUAACAAGCUGGGUGAAAGGUACUACCUUGGAAGAUGUCAAACAGAUGACCGUUGUAGAACGUCACGCAGAACUGGUUUAUUCUGAGGCGUAUCUAUUAAAAGCGUUACUAAGCAUUUUGUAUGAUGAAAGUGUCAUGUCCUUUCUUCGAGAAAGUUUGAACAUCCGCAGUAGUUACAGCUCGUACAUGACUUUGGAGAAAUACGUGGAUUAUGUACAAAGCGAAGGCAAAGGCAAAGAAUUGGAUCCUAAUUUUACUUCGGGUGUUGCACUUGGUGUGGGAUGCUUUAGUUUAAUUCUUUCCAUGUUACCUUCAUCCGUCGUUAAGGUUGCGGAGUUUAUCGGCUUUUCUUCAGACCGAGCUCAUGGGCUCCAGGUAUUGGAAGCGGUAGGAGGUUGGGAUAAAGUGCAUACAUCCACCACAGUCAGCAAUGCCAUGGAAGCCAAAACAGGUUUACGACGACCCUUGUGUGAAAUGGUGUUGAUUUUAUAUCAUAUUGUCUUGUCAAAAAUGAUUCCGCUUUCAGACGUAGAUAUAUCCUUUGGGGAAACCAUCCUGAAUGACUGUCUAUCGCGGUAUCCUCGAGGCGUAUUCUUCUUGUAUUUCAAUGGACGAUUAAUGGUAAGCAAACGAUUGCUGGGUAGAGCUGAAGAGGAAUAUCAACACGCAAUCGAUACACAAAAGGAUUGGAAGCAACUACAACAUAUGUGUUUCUGGGAGUUGGGUAUUAUUUACAUUAUGCAACAGAAAUGGCAAAAAGCGUACGACCUUUACACAAUCCUCAGUAAAGAAAGUAACUGGUCAAAGGCAGUGUAUAUAUAUUUGAAGGCGAUCAACCUGUACAUGCUUGCAAACGAAACAUCAGAUGAAACUAUCAAGGCUAAUUAUAUGAAAAAAGUGGUUUCCUACAUGGAGCAAGUGACGGAGAAAAAGAAGAAGAUCGCUGGAAAAUCCAUUCCUAUGGAGAAAUUCGUUGCUCGCAAGGCAAGGAAGUUUAAGAGCCAAGGCAAUUAUCUCUUGCUACCAGAUCUCGAGAUAUUAAAUGCAUUCGCAGCCUUUGACUUUAUGCCAGUGGAUAUAUUAAAUAACACCAUGGAGCGUAUUAAUGUAGAAUUAAAUAGAUUGUCAUCUCUCGAUCAGGAAAAAUUACCAACGAAUUAUUACGACGAUGCUUGUCUUGCUCAAUUUUUGCGCUCUAUUACAGCGAGAAUGCUAUUCGAGCAAGGCCAAGACAUAAAAACCAUGCAUCAGAUCCAUGAACAGUCGCUAAAUUUUGUUUUUGAUAAUGCUGACAACAUUCUUUUGGAUCAUUAUAUUUUUUAUUUUAGUCAUUAUGAAAGAGCGCUUAUGCUUAUCUUGGAUAAAAAUUACACCCAAGCUGAGGCAGACGUCCAACUGAUCCUCAAGUCAAACGAACGUAAUCAUUACGGUGUUGGGUCUGGUCCUCAUGCCAAGAAUAAAUACAGUCUUGCCAGCAGCUUGGUGUUUAAAUGUCAUAAUUGUAUGACACAAAUUAAAUUAUUAAAGUAGAAUAGUCCUUCCUGUAUUAAUAGCAUUCAAUUACAUAAAUUUAUUAUUUAUUUUACCAUCAUAAAA